Molecule: messenger RNA, 1011 nt
Organism: Geosmithia morbida
Lineage: Eukaryota; Fungi; Ascomycota; Sordariomycetes; Hypocreales; Bionectriaceae
Product: folylpolyglutamate synthase
Exons: 3
Coding region: 1-1011 (336 amino acids)
Biological process (GO): tetrahydrofolylpolyglutamate biosynthetic process
Cellular component (GO): cytosol; cytoplasm; mitochondrion
Molecular function (GO): ATP binding; tetrahydrofolylpolyglutamate synthase activity
Source: RefSeq, a predicted model, not a curated record
AUGGUAUCUAUCGGUCGGGACUUUAAGGAUGCGAAAGCCCUUUUGGCUAAAUUACGGGCCUCUCGAUCAAGGAAGCUAUCGCAAUAUCCGAUUGCCCUACCGCAUGGCACGACCACGCUCCGAGGCACUCCCCAUCUACAUAAGAUAAAGGGCUGGCUAAACAAAUUGGGACAUACGGAUCGUGAUCUCGAUAAACUAAAGGUAAUUCACAUUGCCGGGACUAAGGGAAAAGGCAGCACCUGCGCAUACAUUGAAAGCAUGCUUCUUGCACAUGGCGCAAGAACCGGAUUCCCGAAGCGAGUCGGCCUUUAUACUUCCCCCCAUUUAAUUGAAUAUACGGAACGGAUUCGCCUUAAUGCAAACCCCAUUUCCGAGACUAAAUUUGCCGAAAACCUAUUCGAAAUCUGGGACUGCCUAGGCGAUGGCCCUCGAUCUCUCCAGCUGUUGGCUCUUUUGUCAUUCCACACGUUUAUUAAAGAGGGAGUUGAUGUCGCUAUCUACGAGGCCCACCACGGCGGCGAGUACGACGUUACAAAUGUCGUUAAUCAACCGGCUGUUACGGCUACUACAACGAUUGGGCUUGAUCACAUAGAUGAGCUCGGACCGACUAUUGAGAAUAUUGCAUGGCACAAAGGGGGGAUCUUUAAAACUGGCGCACCAGCUUUAUCAUCGCCACAGGUUCUGGAGGUCUCUAAGAUUUUAAAGUGUCGUGCAGCUGCAAAGGGCACCAGCCUUAGGUUCAUUCAAGCCGAUCUCGAGGAUAUCCCGGUCCCAGUGCAAAGGGUCAAUGCCUCUCUAGCCCGGGAGGCUUGUCGGGAAUUCCUCUAUAGGCAAGUUGGUCAUAUACUUUCCGAAGAGGAUAUCCAGGCUGGGAUUCGAAACUUCGCCUGGCCGGGGCGCUUUCAAACAGAACAAAAAAACGGCGUGAUUUGGUGUCUUGAUGGUGCACACAACCCAAUGAGCGGACUUCACACCGCUGCCUGGUUCAACAGUAUUUCCCAUUCGAGAUAA